UUCCGCGGGGCGGAAAAGGUAUGUCUGCCUAUGUCCCGACCAUUUCCAGUCCCCUUGCCUUGCAGGACCCCAUGAGUAAGCUGUGGCGGCGCGGAAGCACCUCUGGGGCCAUGGAGGUCCCCGAGCCUGGGGAAGCCCUGGAGUUGAGCCUGGCCGGAGCUCAUGGCCAUAGCGUGCACAAGAAAAAGCACAAGAAGCACAAGAAGAAACACAAGAAGAAACACCACCAGGAGGAGGAGGCUGGACCCACGCAGCCCUCACCUGCCAAGCCCCAGCUCAAACUCAAAAUCAAGCUGGGCGGGCAAAUCCUGGGCACCAAGAGUGUUCCCACCUUCACUGUGAUCCCCGAGGGCCCGCGCUCGCCCUCUCCCCUUAUGGUUGUGGAUAAUGAAGAGGAGCCCAUGGAAGGAGUGCCCCUGGAGCAGUACCGUGCCUGGCUGGAUGAAGACAGUAAUCUGUCUCCCUCCCCGCUUCGGGACCUGUCCGGGGGAUUAGGAGGGCAGGAGGAAGAGGAGGAGCAGAGGUGGCUGGAUGCCCUGGAGAAGGGGGAGCUGGAUGACAAUGGAGACCUCAAGAAAGAAAUCAAUGAGCGACUGCUCACCGCUCGACAGCGAGCGCUGCUCCAGAAGGCUCGGAGCCAGCCCUCCCCGACGUUGCCGCUGCCGGUGGCGGGGGGCUGCCCGGCCCCCGCCCUCACCGAGGAGAUGCUGCUGAAACGCGAGGAGCGGGCGCGGAAGCGGCGGCUGCAGGCGGCGCGGCGGGCUGAGGAGCACAAGAAUCAGACCAUCGAACGCCUCACCAAGACCGCGGCGCCCAGCGGCCGGGGCGGCCGUGGGGCCGCGAGGGGCGAGCGGAGGGGCGGGCGCGCCGCAGCCCCUGCCCCCAUGGUGCGCUACAGCAGCGGGGCGCAGGGGUCCACCUUGUCCUUCCCCCCUGGCGUCCCGGCUCCCGCAGCACUGUCCCAGCGGCCAGCCCCCUCGGGCCCUCCUCCGCGCUGCUCUGUCCCCGGCUGCCCGCACCCACGCCGCUACGCCUGCUCCCGCACGGGCCAAGCACUCUGCAGCCUUCAGUGCUACCGCAUCAACCUGCAGAUGCGGCUGGGGGGGCCCGAGGGCCCCGGGUCCCCCCUUUUGGCUACUUGAGACUCUCACCUAACCCGGACUCUGCACCCUCUCCCGCGCCCUCUUUCCAGUGUCUUCCCCACCCUAUUAAAUUUCAUCCAGCAC
Messenger RNA from Lepus europaeus (European hare), 1226 nucleotides. RefSeq names its product INO80 complex subunit B (gene INO80B). Gene Ontology annotation, biological process: chromatin remodeling. Bases 21 to 1142 code for a protein of 373 amino acids. NCBI's taxonomy places the organism in Eukaryota, Metazoa, Chordata, Mammalia, Lagomorpha, Leporidae. The record is from RefSeq and is a predicted model, not a curated record. Gene Ontology annotation, cellular component: Ino80 complex. The transcript has 5 exons.